Leptidea sinapis is the source of this 1243-nucleotide messenger RNA. RefSeq lists its product as uncharacterized. The record is from RefSeq and is a predicted model, not a curated record. The coding region runs from base 44 to 1027 and encodes 327 amino acids. Gene Ontology annotation, cellular component: cytoplasm. The transcript has a single exon. Lineage: Eukaryota; Metazoa; Arthropoda; Insecta; Lepidoptera; Pieridae.
AUUGAUUGGCUUAGUAUUGAUUGCGACACAGCAGAAGACCGAUAUGGCUCUAACAAACGGCGCGGUUGUGGCAACAGAUAUCAAAGCGUCGGCUUUGGAACUGAUCGGCAACACGCCAUUGGUGGCAUUGGACCGCUUGCACCCAGGACCUGGGCGAAUUUUAGCAAAAUGUGAAUUUAUGAAUCCCGGAGCAUCGAUCAAAUGUCGUUCAGCAUUGCACAUGAUUCAAAAAGCAAAAGAAAGUGGCGAAUUAAAAGAAGGGGCUCCCGUUCUCGAGGUAACAUCAGGAAAUCAAGGUGUUGGUCUUGCAAUCGUCUGUGCCAUUGAGGGGCAUCCUCUGACACUAACUAUGUCUAAAGGAAACAGCCUGCAAAGAGCCCUUCAUAUGGAGGCUCUGGGAGCAAAAUGUGUAAGAGUACCACAAGUAGAGGGCACCUAUGGCAACGUGACUCUUGCGGAUGUAAAAGCCGCUGAGGCAGUAGGCAUGAAGAUUAUUGAUGAAACUGGUGCUUACUACGUGAAUCAAUUUAAUAACCAGGAAAAUGCAAAUGCACAUUAUGUAACUACCGGACCUGAAAUUUGGAAACAAACCGGCCAUCGCGUCGAUGCAUUUGUGGCCACGGUGGGAACAGCUGGAACCUUUACUGGUGCAUCUAGGUAUUUGAAGGAAAAGAAUCCCAAUAUAAAAUGCUUUGUUGUGGAGCCUGAAGGGUCUCAGCCUAUUGCGGGUUGUAAAAUUUCUAAACCUUUGCACUUAUUGCAAGGUUCAGGUUAUGGGUGUGUACCAAAUUUGUUCAAUUUUGAUACUUUGGAUGAACCGCUUAGCGUGACUGAUGAAGAAACUCUUCAUUACAAGAAAUUAGUGGGAGAAAAAGAAGGACUUUACGUCGGAUACACAAGUGCCGCAAAUGUCGCUGCAGCUGUUAAGUUGUUAAAUUCCGGAAAAAUACCUGAAGACUCGUGGGUUGUGACAAUUCUCAAUGACACCGGGCUUAAAUACACGCCCGUAGCAGGUGAAUCUAAUUAAUGCAAGAUAUAUUUUAUUUAGUUGUGCUAUUAUAUAUAAUUAGUUGUUAGAAAUUGUGAGUAAAUUAUAAGUAUUAACGAAACGCAAAUAAUGUUAGAAAUUUAACUUUGAAAUAUUGUUAGAUGUUUAUAAAACAUUUUAUGUUAGCGAGUGAUUUAAAUUAGGUAUUUUAUAAUUUUAUUGAUUUUUGAAUAAAUAAAUUAUUUUACAAAAAAA